Molecule: messenger RNA, 483 nt
Organism: Cooperia oncophora
Lineage: Eukaryota; Metazoa; Nematoda; Chromadorea; Rhabditida; Trichostrongylidae
Source: the annotation of a GenBank genome assembly
AUGGCCGGAGGCGCAACGCGGAACGCAAGAAAAUCGAGGAAGCGGAAGAAUUCGGAGGACAGUACAUCGGCUGCCCCAUCAAGGACUCUCAAGCAUAAACUCAGAAAUUCCGCUCUCUUAGCAUUACUACGGGCGUGGUCACCUUGCGUGCAUUGUGCUGGAGCAGAUUAUCUCGCCAAAUCAUCGGAAGCUCGCGAUAUUCUUUCUCCAAAACAACAGUAUUCGGUGGACGAGAAAUUGGAAAUCAUUGAGUUCGCUAAGGGCAAUGGAAAUCGCGCUGCUGGUCGGGAAUACAAUGUAGCGGAAAGUUCAAUACGAGAAUGGCGGAAGAACGAGGAAAAGCUCAGGGCUGUGAACAACUGCGAAUCGGAAAAACAGGACUCAGCGGAGGCUGUAUCGCGGCAGCGCGCGAUAGGGCAAAUUGAAAACCAUGAUAAGGAUAAGGGCGUAGCCGCAACACACAGGGUGACCAACUUCUAUUGA